AAUUAAUGAAAGUAAUAUUUUCCUACGUUUCUAUUUAAUACGACCUAAGUAUGAUGAAUUUAAUUGUUAUUGGUAUAUAUAUAUAUAUAUAAAACAAAAAUUUGGAAAACAUAUAAACAUAAGAAAGGCUAUUGCUUGAAGGUCAAAAUUGUGGGUAUCAGCCUGUGGUCGAGAGGAAUUGCUUUCAAAGACAGCCAUACAACUUUAUAAUGGUUAUAGAGUAUGCAAACUUCAUUUUGGAAAUAAUAUGUUUCUGAAUUAUGAGAAAACGAGAUUGCAGCCACAUGCCGUUCCAAGUUAUAUUGUGAGAAAUAAUGAUGAAGAAGCAAGUUCAAGUAGCUCAAAUGUAGAAACACACUGCAUGAAUACCUUAAAUAUUGAAAAUACACAAGAAGAAAAUACUGUAUUAGAUAUGACUAUAUUCAAUGAAAAGGAUGUAGUAUAUAUAAAUAAAACAAAAGUAUCAGAUGUAUCAGAAUCAGGAACACAAACAUCUUUGUCACUAUCUUCUACAUCUCCACGAAAAGUACAUCUUUAUCAGCAGAUAAGAGGCUAUAAAAGAAGAAUAGCCAAUUUGGAAUUAGAAUUAGAUAAAGCGAAAAAAGCAAAAAAGGAAGAUAUUAAUACAUUAGAUAUGUUAUUAGACAAAUAUUUUCCAAAACAAACAUCCGAAUUUUUAAAAAUGCAAGUACGUCUCUUUCAAAAGGAUGCGAAAGGUAGAAGAUACGAUAGCGCUUCAUUCAAACAAUAUUGUUUAUCGAUAUAUUUUUCAAGUCCUAAAGUAUAUAAAGAUUUAGCAAAUAAAUUAUUUAGUUUACCUAGCUGUGCAACUUUAAAAAGAUUUACACAGAACUAUUACAUAUGUCCAGGAUUACAAGAGAAUGUAUUUCAAAUACUAAAAAUUAAGAUUGACGGUU
Formica exsecta is the source of this 917-nucleotide messenger RNA. RefSeq lists its product as uncharacterized. The record is from RefSeq and is a predicted model, not a curated record. NCBI's taxonomy places the organism in Eukaryota, Metazoa, Arthropoda, Insecta, Hymenoptera, Formicidae. The annotation marks the transcript as partial. The transcript is spliced from 2 exons.